This is a messenger RNA of Anoplopoma fimbria (sablefish), 1752 nucleotides long. RefSeq names its product solute carrier family 6 member 4b (gene slc6a4b). Gene Ontology annotation, cellular component: neuron projection; membrane. NCBI's taxonomy places the organism in Eukaryota, Metazoa, Chordata, Actinopteri, Perciformes, Anoplopomatidae. The transcript has 13 exons. Bases 1 to 1752 code for a protein of 583 amino acids. Gene Ontology annotation, biological process: serotonin uptake; sodium ion transmembrane transport. The record is from RefSeq and is a predicted model, not a curated record. Gene Ontology annotation, molecular function: serotonin binding; serotonin:sodium:chloride symporter activity.
AUGGCCGGCAGUCUGACCCGCCAAGGAUCCCCCAAUCCCGGCUACAGCUCCAACAACGCGGUCCCAGUCAUCACCCAGACGGACUCCAGGGACAAAUGGAGCAAAAAGAUGGAUUUUCUCUUAUCUGUCAUAGGUUUUGCGGUGGACCUGGGAAAUGUUUGGAGAUUUCCAUACGUAUGUUAUCAAAACGGUGGUGGUGCUUUCCUUAUUCCCUACAUUUUGAUGGCCAUCUUUGGUGGUGUGCCGCUCUUUUACAUGGAGUUGGCACUGGGACAGUUCCACAGAACCGGAGCCAUAUCCAUAUGGAAACACAUCUGUCCCAUUUUCAAAGGUAUAGGAUAUUCCAUUUGUAUAAUCGCCCUCUAUGUGUCCUUCUACUACAACACCAUCAUUGCCUGGGCCCUCUUCUACUUCUACUCCUCUUUCUCCACCAUCUUGCCUUGGACAAACUGUGACAAUGCGUGGAACACCCCCGAUUGCACCAACUAUUUUGGGAUUGACAACGUCACCUGGACGAAUUCCUCCAGGUCUCCGGCAGAGGAAUUUUACACGAGGAAUGUUCUUGAGAUCCACAAGUCCGAUGGGCUGAAAAAUGUCGGGGGUGUUCGCUGGCAGUUGAUGCUCUGCCUUUUUCUCAUCUUCACCAUUGUUUACUUCAGCCUCUGGAAGGGCGUGAAGACUUCAGGCAAGGUAGUGUGGGUGACUGCUACCUUCCCCUACAUUGUGCUUUUCAUCCUGCUCAUUCGAGGCGCCACUCUGCCAGGAGCUUGGAGAGGAGUGGUGUUUUACCUGAAACCCCAGUGGGGGAAGCUGCUGGAGACCAGUGUGUGGGUGGACGCUGCUGCUCAGAUAUUCUUCUCUCUGGGACCAGGGUUCGGGGUGCUCCUGGCUCUCUCCAGCUACAACCCGUUCACAAAUAACUGCUAUCGUGACGCCAUUGUGACCAGUUUGGUGAACUGUCUGACCAGCUUCGUGUCAGGGUUUGUGAUCUUUACAGUGCUGGGCUAUAUGGCAGAGAUUAGGAAGGUGGAGGUGGAGGAUGUAGCGAAGGACAAAGGACCAAGUUUACUAUUCAUCACUUACCCAGAAGCCAUCGCAAACAUGAUGGGCUCAACCUUUUUCGCAAUCAUCUUUUUUGUGAUGAUGAUCAUGCUGGGACUGGACAGCACGUUUGGUGGGCUGGAGGCCAUCAUCACUGCUGUGUUGGAUGAAUACCCAGAGCAUUUCUCUCAGAGACGGGAACUUUUUGUUCUGGGCUUGGUAGUUGUCUGCUUUUUGGGCUCUCUAAGUACCCUUACAAAUGGUGGUGCCUACGUGGUAAAGCUGCUGGAAGAAUUUGGAGUAGGAUGCUCCAUCAUAGCUGUGGGUUUCCUUGAGGCGAUUGCAGUUUCCUGGUUCUACGGUAUCAAAAGAUUUAGCAGUGAUAUUGAGUCCAUGUUGGGCAAAUCUCCAGGAUUAUUCUGGAAGGUGUGCUGGGUUGCCAUCAGUCCAGCAUUUUUAGCGUAUAUCAUAGUGAGCUCUCUGCUGAAAGCGCCGCCCCUCACGCUGUUCGACUAUAAGUACCCUGACUGGAGCAUCACGGUAGGAUAUUUCAUUGGCCUCUCAUCCUUCAUGUGGAUCCCCAUCUACAUGGUCUACAAGCUGGUGUGGACUCCUGGAUCUCUCAAACAGAGGUUGGCAGUUUGCCUCAGACCAGAGAGGACCAUACCAGACAUCCAUGCUGACAGCCUCAACAUGGCUACUGUGCCAUAG